AUGCGUGUAUCAUCAAUUGGAAAAGGUCUUCGACAAAUUCCAUCACCACGAUCUCGUUUUUGUGAACAUAUAUCAAAUGAUGACGAUAAAUCUUUUUCUUGUCGUCAAAGAAUUUAUGUUGCAUGUCCACAUUGUCAACGGUCGCUAUGUUUAUACCAUAUAAAUGAGCAUCAAAUGAUAAUUCGAUCAUUAUUUGAUUCUUUAGUAAAUCGUUUAAAUGAAUAUCGAUAUGAAUUAACAGUUACACUUUCAAUUCCAUCAACUAGUCAAACACUUGUAAAUAAUUGUCUUGAUGAAUUUAAAAAUAUUAUUAUUCCAUAUGUACAACGAACAUGUUGUCAAAAUGAUGUUAAACAAGAUGAUAUAAAUCGUAUACAAAUUUUUAUUGAUAAAAUGCUAACUAUUAUUCAACAUAUUCAUUUCUAUUGGGAUAAUAAUAAGAAAGAAAAACGUUCCAGAAGUUCUUAUGUAAGAAUAACUAAUUUCAACUAUGACAAACGUGAUACAUAUUCGUUUAUGAAAGGUCUAGGAUGA
Messenger RNA from Rotaria sp. Silwood2, 534 nucleotides. NCBI's taxonomy places the organism in Eukaryota, Metazoa, Rotifera, Eurotatoria, Philodinida, Philodinidae. The record is from the annotation of a GenBank genome assembly.